UUCAGUUGAGCCAUAGGACAAUUGAUUCUUUUCUAAAAGCUAGAAAGGGUGGCUGGAGAUCUCUCAGUAGCUAAGGUUAAAUGAAUCUACUUUAACCUUACUAAACUACAGGUGGUGAGCAUUAUCAGACCUACCUCCCUAACACCUGGAGAAGUAAUACUGAUGAUGAUCUCUGUGACCCAGAUUUUAGCAAAAUGCUUGUAUGUAUUGUAUCAUGCUGUUGGCCCAAGUUCUGCAUUUCCGACCUUGGAUGAUUUAAAUGAAACUGAAGUUGCUCCCCCUGAGCCAAGGACGAAAGUACAGAUCGUAUCUGAACAGCUGGUGACCUUUUUCAACCCAGUGACGUGUCGACCCAAAACAAAUCAGGCAGUGGUGCCUUGCCAAGCUGGGGAAAAGAGCAACAAGUCGUUGUGUCUGGAACACAAGUGCUGCUUCUCGUCUAAAAAGCAUGUUCAGUUGGACUGCUACACUCCACUCAAAGACCGCCCUCAACAGAUCCUGCGGAUGCUUGGUGCUGGGAUAGGAGGACUGACCCUUCUUGCGUGUCUUCCAUGUUGCUGUUUUAUUCUGGAGAGGAGCCCAUGUUUUAAUGCAUUACGAAGAGGCCCCAAAGGAGAUGAUUUUGAAGAAGACAGUGAUGAUGAGAGUGAUGAAAGCAGUGAUAGUGAUUCUUCAUCAUCCGUCCAAGAUGAUGUUGAGAAACAAACGAGCAAGAAGGAAAAGGGCAAAUAAACCACUCACCACUAUUUGA
This is a messenger RNA of Podarcis raffonei (Aeolian wall lizard), 751 nucleotides long. It is a transcript of the gene FMR1NB, whose product is annotated as FMR1 neighbor. Bases 163 to 732 code for a protein of 189 amino acids. NCBI's taxonomy places the organism in Eukaryota, Metazoa, Chordata, Lepidosauria, Squamata, Lacertidae. The transcript is spliced from 7 exons. The record is from RefSeq and is a predicted model, not a curated record.